UAGGCCUAAAGUUAGACAGUGAAGCAUGAUCGGUCCAUUAAUAAACAGAAACUAAAUAUUUUUGCGCAACAUAUAGAUCAACUAAUAACGUAGCCUACAGUUGAACUGAAGGAAAACGCUCAUAGAUGUUUAAGCUCUGCCCGACAACACACUUUUCCACUGCUUCGAAAUACGAAACUCAACUUCCGGGUUGAAGUCGACGCGCAGAAGAGGACAUCCGAAAGCCGUCAUAUCCAAUCAUAUGGGCAUCUUGCAGCUGUUGUAUGAUUAUUGCUGACAUCGACUGGAAAUUGCGAAGUUGGGGAUAUAACGGAGCGAAUUUUUCGCAGCCACGGCCCAUGAAAGCCCUUCUGCAGUGCACUGAAUGAUGACAACAGCUUCCAACGUUUUCCAAGGCACAUGAAGACUUGCCCAUUGGUGGAGCUAGCAUCAUACAGCUUGCUAGUUGGCUAUUUUAAUUUCAUUUCGACAGUGCAGUGCAGCCGCCAUUGUUGUUAGUUACACAUUUUGGUGUAACUAACUAUCGGGGUUUUUGUUUUAAUAUCUGGGCCUAUCUUGUAUUUGUAUGUGUGGUGGUCUGCAUUUAGCACGCAAGGUCCACUGUAAAACAAGGCAAUACAAGCCCAAAUAACUAGCUAGCUAAGUCAGCUAGCAUUAUUGCAGCUAUUAGGCUAAAUCUGACAGGUAAACAAAAGAAGACUGCUUACACGAAACUGUACACAGUCGCGAGGCGUGUGUACCUUUGCAUUUGUUGAACCAGUCCCUUGAGGGGGAACAAGUCAUGUCUCACGGAAAACGAAAAGAGAUCUACAAAUACGAGGCACCAUGGACUGUGUACGCGAUGAAUUGGAGCGUUCGGCCCGACAAGCGCUUCCGUCUGGCUCUUGGCAGCUUCGUGGAAGAAUACAAUAAUAAGGUUCAGCUGGUGGGUCUGGAGGAGGAAAGCUCAGAGUUUGUGUGUCGGAACACCUUUGACCACCCGUACCCCACAACUAAAAUCAUGUGGAUCCCAGACACCAAAGGGGUGUAUCCCGAUUUAUUGGCCACAAGUGGGGACUAUCUCCGUAUCUGGAGGGUGGGAGAGACAGACACACGGCUGGAGUGCCUCCUAAACAACAACAAAAACUCUGACUUUUGUGCCCCCCUCACCUCUUUCGACUGGAACGAAGUUGACCCAAAUCUUUUGGGCACGUCCAGCAUAGAUACCACCUGUACCAUCUGGGGGCUGGAGACAGGACAGGUCUUGGGUCGGGUCAACUUGGUUUCGGGCCACGUCAAAACACAGCUCAUCGCUCAUGACAAAGAGGUUUAUGACAUUGCAUUCAGCCGGGCGGGUGGAGGUCGGGACAUGUUUGCGUCGGUGGGGGCAGAUGGCUCGGUGCGCAUGUUCGACCUGCGCCACCUGGAGCACAGCACCAUCAUCUACGAGGACCCCCAGCACCACCCGCUGCUGCGCCUCUGCUGGAACAAGCAGGACCCCAACUACCUGGCUACCAUGGCUAUGGACGGCAUGGAGGUGGUGAUUUUGGACGUGCGAGUGCCCUGCACUCCAGUGGCCAGGCUGAAUAAUCACCGGGCGUGUGUGAACGGCAUCGCCUGGGCCCCCCACUCCUCCUGCCACAUCUGCACAGCAGCGGACGAUCACCAGGCGCUGAUCUGGGACAUCCAGCAGAUGCCGCGCGCCAUCGAGGACCCCAUCCUGGCCUACACGGCCGAGGGCGAGAUCAACAACGUACAGUGGGCCUCCACCCAGCCCGACUGGAUCUCCAUCUGCUACAACAACUGCCUGGAGAUCCUGCGCGUCUGAGAGCCUGAAUGUCUGAGCCUGGCAACAGAGAUGCGGGAGGACUCUUAUUCACUUUCAUACACACACCACACAAACACACACACACACAGACACUCACUCACUCACUCCAUUUCUUUAUCUGUCCUAUUUCUCUCAUAAACUUCUGUCUCUUCUCUCUCCUGCUCGGUCACUCUUUGACAGCCCUUUCACAAUCUUUGCUGUUGUGAUCUUCAGGUUGGUCUUUCCAGUCUUUUCCUAUCCAUCUGGUCUAUUCAAUCUCUCUCUCUCUCUCUCGUUCCAUAUCUCUGUCUGCCCUGUUGUAUUGUAUUAUUCAUCCCAUUGUACAUGGUCAUGGACGGAUACAUGAGCUCCCCUCCAAAAUUUGGAAAGGACCUGCGGGCGCCAUGUUUUCAGUAUUUAUAAAGCUUGACACUGAUACAGAUGUUUUUCAUCAUGGCGUCGUGGUGCUGUUUGAUAAUGUAGUAGUAGAUCAUCUGGAUUUGAAGUGCUUUCAGUACGAGUUCAUCUCUCGAGUGGCUUUGUACAGCUUUACUGCUUAUUUGUAAUGUUCACAAAAAAUGUACUCUUGCAGGUUAGGUCUUUGUUUUUUUGAAGUUGUUGUGUUUUUUAUUUCUUUGUAUUUGAUGUGCUAUUUUUUUAGUUAUGUUUGGGGAAUUUUGAUGCAUUUCUGGUUUAUUAUUGACAUGUGGGUCAUUUGAAGGACUUCAACAACCCCCUUCCUUCUAAGGCCGAAGUGACUAGCCAUGAUAAAGACAUUUGAAGAAGCUGCGGCACAACCAGCUGGUCUGAGAUCAGCUGCAUGUUUUAUUGGUGUGUUUUUGUGUUUGUUAUCAUUUAUUAUUUCUAAAGUAGAUAUUUUCCUCUUGUCAAGACGAUACAGGAUGUGAAUUGAGACUAUUUAACGUUGUCUACGCGAGUCUGAAGUCAGUCAGGAAGGACACCACACAGAGAGAGGGGAGUUUUUCAGCCAACCAACACCAACACACAAGACAGAGAAACGCUGCCGCCCUCCUCUGAUCACAGCGGGUCUUGCCGUCAGAGACUUGGUCUUCACUUGGAACCGUCCUGCCU
Alosa alosa (allis shad) is the source of this 2878-nucleotide messenger RNA. Its product is annotated as DDB1- and CUL4-associated factor 7-like. The record is from RefSeq and is a predicted model, not a curated record. NCBI's taxonomy places the organism in Eukaryota, Metazoa, Chordata, Actinopteri, Clupeiformes, Clupeidae. Gene Ontology annotation, cellular component: nucleus. Gene Ontology annotation, molecular function: protein binding.